Molecule: messenger RNA, 1491 nt
Organism: Cooperia oncophora
Lineage: Eukaryota; Metazoa; Nematoda; Chromadorea; Rhabditida; Trichostrongylidae
Source: the annotation of a GenBank genome assembly
AUGGCCAUCAUUAUUGUCUAUGCGGAGUAUCUCCAUUGUGGCAGGUUCAUGUCCACCACCGGUUGUGGGGCUCAUCCUCAUUCGGCCGUUGGCAUAGACCAAACCUGUGAAGACCUACCGUCCGAUACUGUCUGCAAUGGUCCAUUGAAGGCUGGGACCAACUACAAAUUCAAGUUACGACUCUUCACAGCGCCAAAUUUGUUCUCCGAUACAGAUUUCAGCGAGGUGAUCACCACAGAAGCUGCAGCACGUGGAGCUAUUCUGAAAAUCGCCGUUCUAGCGUUAGCUGUUGCAGUACUGUUGGGUAUUCUCGGCGUGGUAUUCACAUCCUAUUGGAACCGAUCCAAAAAAGCCAGGGCAGCAUACGCUUCAUCGAAAGAAUCCCAGUGGGCGGCACUCAAAAUGAUAAUGGCCGAGCGAGCAGCAGACUGUCUGGCCAAACUGGGGCUCGACGGUUCCAUUCAUAACAGCGAAAUACCCAGUCAACAGUCUCAUCUUCAACCUUCGUUCGGACAUCAUCGACGAUGUCGCAGUCUGAGAGAGCGAACAGGCGUUGAUCACCGUUUGGAACGACUUCCCAGUGGUCCAAUCAACAAGACUCCACUGUAUACGGUGAUCACUGGUGUCAAUACUAAUAAGAGCCGUCCUGUGAAAAUUGCGGAUUUUGCUGAACAUGUUCGUAUGAUGGCUGCUGAUUCUGAUUUUCGUUUUUCUGAAGAGUAUGAGAUCUUGCGAAAUGUUGGAUGCGGACAGUCAUAUACAGCUGCCGAAUUACCCGCAAAUAAACCAAAGAACAGAUUUACAAAUAUCCUCCCAUACGAUCACUCCCGGGUCCGUUUGAUGCAAGCGGGUGAUCACGAAGGUGCCGACUAUGUCAAUGCAAACUUCAUGCCGGGUUACUCAUCAAGGCGAGAAUUCAUCGCUGCACAGGGACCACUGCCCACGACCAGAGACGCCUUUUGGCAGAUGGCAUGGGAGCAGCACUGUCCGGCUAUUAUAGCGUUGACGAAGUGCGUGGAGAAAGGGCGAGAUAAAUGCCAUCAGUACUGGCCUGAUGCAGAACACUCCAGUGUCGUGUACUCUGACAUCGAGGUGACCCUGCUGAACGAGUCAUCGUUUGAGGAUUUCACCAUUCGGGAAUUGCGUUUGAAAAAACUACACGAGUCAGCGCCACCUCGUGUCAUAUGGCAUUUUCACUAUAUGGCUUGGCCGGACUUUGGUGUACCCGACCAUCCGCAGGGAAUCAUUCGAUUCGCUCUGAUGUUUCGGUCGAGGCUUCCGCACUCCGCGCUGAACAAGCCGACCAUCGUCCACUGCAGUGCUGGAGUUGGGAGGUCAGGCACAUUCAUUGCAAUCGAUCGUCUUCUACAAACGAUACAAAUCGAUCGGCCUAUCGACGUCUUUGGAAUUGUGCACGAAAUGCGAUACGAGCGAUGUCAUAUGGUUCAAAAUGAAGUGCGUAGGCUUUAUUCUUUUCGAUUCUAUAUUUAA